Molecule: messenger RNA, 1952 nt
Organism: Schistocerca nitens (vagrant locust)
Lineage: Eukaryota; Metazoa; Arthropoda; Insecta; Orthoptera; Acrididae
Product: histidine protein methyltransferase 1 homolog
Exons: 5
Coding region: 313-1170 (285 amino acids)
Biological process (GO): peptidyl-histidine methylation, to form tele-methylhistidine
Molecular function (GO): protein-L-histidine N-tele-methyltransferase activity
Source: RefSeq, a predicted model, not a curated record
UGUAAUGCAGAUAUCACAGUUAAAGAUGAUGAAUAUGGGAGCGAAUGCUGGCGAAAUUUGAGCUCUUACGGCUGGGGAAGGAUGUGGGGACUUUCAACUUUGCCAUGUAGAUGUCUUUGGUGGGAAGAGCGCUUAUUUUGAUUUCAAAUGUGUUUGCAAAUAGAACUUUCACUGUUUACAAAUGCUCUGGGCUACGUGAUUCCGUAGAAUUCAUUUACAGUAAAAACAUUUUCUUUGGGUUAGUGAAGUGUUUACGAAGAUCAUACCUAUAUUAUAUGCAAGAAAAUUUAUCCAGCAUAUUUGUGAGAUACGAUGUUUGCUUUUGGGUUUUCAAAAACAGACGAUGUGGGCCCCGACAGAUCACCGCGUGGUGUAAUCGCCAAUGUGCUAAAUUGGGCGCCAGCAGAGGAAGUGAAAUUCGAAGCAGACGUUCUGGAUGUCAGCAUCAAAAGUUCAUCAGUUUCAUCCAUAACAGAUGCCAAUAUAUGUUAUAUAAACCCUACUUCUGCCCUCCAAGAAUUAACAUUAGACUCUGACGUUUUGAAUGCAGAACAACAACAUACGGACUUAGUACCAUCCAAGUAUGAAGGUGGGCUGAAGGUAUGGGAAUGUACAUUUGAUUUAGUCAGAUACCUUGAGAAUGAAAUAAAAUAUGCAAAAAUUGAUUUUGAUGGGAAAGAUGUUCUGGAUCUCGGAUGUGGACAUGGUAUACUGGGCAUUUUUGCAUUGCAGAAAGGAGCCAGAGUUCACUUUCAAGAUUAUAAUAAGAGUGUGCUUUCUUCAGUAACAAUACAAAAUAUCAUGUUAAACUUCCCACACAAGGAAUGGAAAAAUAAACUUAAUUUGUGCAGAUUCUUCAGUGGAGAUUGGGAGUCAUUCUUACAGUUGGUUAAGGAAGAAGGACAGAAAUAUGACAUAAUUUUGUCAUCUGAAACAAUAUAUAAUCCACAAAAUCAGCAGAAACUAUGCUCAGUGUUUAAGAAGACACUGAACAGUAAUGGAACUGUAUAUUUAGCAGGAAAAACAUAUUAUUUUGGAGUGGGUGGUAGUCUGAGACAGUUUGAAAGUAUGUUGUGCUCUGCUGGUGACUUAGCUAGUGAAACUUGCUGGAAAAGCUCAGAUGGUGUCCAACGAGAAAUAUUAAAAAUUACCUUCAAAAAAGAUAGAUAAAACCAGCUUAUGUGCAUCAUCUCUACAGGAAAAUCUUCAUAAUAACUAUACACGUUGUCUCCUGCAUCAGAACCAGUUAUGAAAAAUGAGUAUUGUAUAUAAUUUAAUUUUUGAUGAACUUUUGACAUAAGUAGUGAAUAAAAUGAAUUUUUAUUUGCAACACUUUGGACUUCAUUAAUGCUGUAAAUAGGUAUGGUAUGCAUAUAUAAAGUUGUGAAAGCAGCAGUGGAGUAAACCAACGAUCUUGGUGAUUUUAUUUUUUCUCCUCCACUUCCAAUGAAUACUUGACAAUGGCUGACACUGCAGCACUUUGGCAUAAGACAGGAUUCAUUUAUAUAGAUGUGUGUGUAGCAAAUAAAACAGUUACAUUGCAUAAAAUGUUCAUCAAAGAAUAUGGGGACAAUUAUGGCACAGUAAUCAUAUUGGCAAGGUCUUGUAACAAGAGUUUUAAUGUCCUGUUCAACAGUCCUCUCUCAGAAAACAAGAAUUGCAUUUGAGGUACGAUGAAUUGUGCCAUACAGUAUACAGCAGAAAAUGCUGUCUUUACUAAAUAAAAACCUGAGGAACUUGUAGUAUAACUUUUUAUCUAAUGAAAAUUCUCCCAAAGCACAAUGUUCCUAAUGACUGAGUUCACAUGGGAAAAUUGUAAGAACAAGUUAGUCAUCUUAUGGCACCAAUGUGGAAAACAUUAUUACUUUCUUUCAAAGCAUGUACAAAAGGAUAACAUUAGUAACCAAAUGUAGUAAUUGAAAUCAACAUGCUGGAUGUAUCAAAACGUAUCU